Messenger RNA from Panicum virgatum (switchgrass), 806 nucleotides. Its product is annotated as noroxomaritidine/norcraugsodine reductase-like. The transcript has a single exon. The record is from RefSeq and is a predicted model, not a curated record. Gene Ontology annotation, molecular function: oxidoreductase activity. The annotation marks the transcript as partial. Lineage: Eukaryota; Viridiplantae; Streptophyta; Magnoliopsida; Poales; Poaceae.
CGUACGUACGGCAGGCUUGCUAUCGUGGAGGAGCUGGCCGGCCUUGGCGCCAGGGUGCACACGUGCUCCCGCACCGCCGGCGACCUGGACGCAUGCCGGCGCCGCUGGGCCGACAAGGGCUUCCUCGGCGACGCCAUCACCGCCUCCGUCUGCGACGUGUCCUCGCAGCGCGACAGGGAGGGCCUCGUCGCCACGGUGAGCGACCUCUUCCAGGGCCAGCUGCACAUCCUCGUCAACAACGCCGGCCGGUCCCUCUACAAGGCGGCCGCGGACACCACGCCCGGCGACUACGCCGGCCUCAUGGCCACCAACCUCGACUCGUGCUUCCACCUGACCCGCCUCGCCCACCCGCUCCUCCGGCGGUCAGACGGCGGCGGCGUGGUGGUGCACAUGUCCUCCGUCGCCGCCUUCAUCGCGUACCCGGCGCUGUCCGCCUACUCGGCCAGCAAGGGCGCCCUGCACCCGCUCACCAGGAGCCUCGCCGCCGAGUGGGCGCCGCACGGCGUGCGCGUCAACUGCGUGGCGCCGGGAGCCAUCGACACGGGCAUGUUCAGCGCCACGCUGCGCGACGCCGGCAGGGCGCGGAGGCUCGCCGAGAUGGAGGUGGCGCGGGUGCCCAUGCGCCGCUUGGGCUCGCCGCAGGAGGUGGCCGCGCUCGUCGCCUUCCUCUGCAUGCCCGCCGCAUCCUACAUAACCGGCCAGGUCAUCUGCAUCGACGGCGGCCGCACCCUCGCCGCAAAGCUCUGACGAUAGGAUGGCUGCUCCAGGCCGGCCGGCCGGAGUCGAGCUUUGCUUUAAUUUGCAGU